CUAAUUUGUAACCUUGGUAUAUUUUAAUAUAUAUACACCUGUAUAAGUGACUAUGAUCGGCCGAACUUCGGAAGGAAUAGAAUCGUCCCGAUUGUCGUAUUCAAUAGAUAGCCUUUAGCAAAUGUCAAAGGUGUCUUGUUCAACCCCGAGCUUACAUUAUACUUAAUCAGGACAUUCCGACCGCUUAUAUUCAGGACGUCUCGAACGGCUAGGUUCUGGCUCAAGACUUAAGUAGUAACUGAGAAUAGUAGAUCCACCUUCACCAUGGAUACGCCACGACCAAGAGGCAUCGUGGUUUUUGGGGGCGGAACGGCAACUAACAACCUAGUUGACGUAUUCGAGGACAUUAGAGAGAGCCGUAACUGCUCGCUCAGCUACGUAAUACCCAUUAGCGACAAUGGAGGAAGCUCGUCGGAGUUGAUUCGUGUGUUCGGUGGUCCCGGUAUCGGUGAUGUCCGGAGUCGGUUAGUGCGUCUCAUCCCCGGCUCAGACACGGAUGCCGAACGGGCAUCUAUCAAGGGGCUAUUCAACCACAGACUGUCGCCAGAUCCGCUACAGGCGCGGUUGCAGUGGCUUGAUAUUGUCGAGGGGAGAGACGAGCUCUGGACUAACAUCUCAAGUGAGAAACGCGAGCUUAUCCGCUCCGUCUUCAACCACGUCAAUCUAGAAAUAGUCAAGAGAGCCCGGCCCAGUUCAGUCUUCAGCUUUGCUAAGGCUAGUAUCGGCAACCUAUUCUUGACUGGGGCAAGAGUCUUCACGGGCUCUCUCGAAUCAGCUAUCUACCUUCUUUCGACCAUCUGCUGCAUUUCGCCGACAGUUUCGGCUCUACCGGCCAUCAACACCAAUUUCACCCAUCACAUCUCGGCGGGCCUCGCCAACGGCGUCCAGAUCACGGGGCAGAACUCUAUAUCGCACCCAUCGGCGCCCACGUCGCUGCCGCCCGAUGAUGAUCUUCUCGGCAGCGGCAACGUCGGCACCUCGUCGAUGCAGCAGCAUCUGCGGGAAUUGGAAGAGCACGACCGGAUCGAGGAUGCGACACUGCCGGGGUCGCUGCCGACGUUGCGCAAGCGGUACAUCGACUUCAGCAAGGCCGAUGAGGAAGACCUGCCGGCGCGUAUCGAGCGGAUCUGGUACAUCAACCCGUACGGGCACGAGAUAUGGCCGCUCGCGAAUCCCAAGGUGCUCGAGGCCAUCGGCCGCGCCGGCGCCGUCAUCUACAGCAUCGGCAGCUUGUACACGUCCAUCGUGCCGAGCCUCGUGCUUCGUGGGGUCGGCGAGGCCCUCGCCAAAUCUGGCGCGAGGUACAAGGUGCUGAUCUUGAACUCGACGGUCGAUCGCGAGACGGGGCCGAGCUCUUCGCCGCUGACGGCGACCGACUUCGUCAAGGCGAUCGCGCGGGCGGCCGCCGAGAGCCAGGGCGACUUUGCCGUCGACGAGCGACGCAAGGGCGAGGCGAGGAAGUAUGUUACGCACCUGAUCUACCUCGAGGGCGAAGGGGCGCCCAAGGUGAACAAGGACGAACUCGCGGCGCUAGGUGUAGACUGCAUCAGGGCUUACGGACGGCGAGUAGAGGGCAUGCUGAGGUACGACGAAGCUGGCUUAACAAGGGCCCUGGAGGCGGUUAUUGGCAAGGCGGAGAUGCUGAGAAGUCGCAGAAAUACCAGUGGUCAAUGAAGCUGCCUAUGUAUUAUUAUAAGGUGUCGGGAUUAACUUGGGACGAUAGCCGUAAUAUAUAUAAACUAAAGUCGGCCACAACAUGAAUCUCUUGCAGAUGGGUGAGUUGCUUUUCAUACUAGACCAAUUAAUACGGCUUAAUGAGUAUAAUUAGGGGUAUAUAGUAAUAGGAGGAGGGAAGUGUCAUCAGAUCAUAUCUUUCUUUUCUUUCUUUUGAAAUUUAAUAUCGUA
Molecule: messenger RNA, 1905 nt
Organism: Annulohypoxylon truncatum
Lineage: Eukaryota; Fungi; Ascomycota; Sordariomycetes; Xylariales; Hypoxylaceae
Product: UPF0052-domain-containing protein
Exons: 4
Coding region: 265-1674 (469 amino acids)
Molecular function (GO): LPPG:FO 2-phospho-L-lactate transferase activity
Source: RefSeq, a predicted model, not a curated record